GUCGCGCCCCUGCCGGCGCAGCGCCCGCCCACCGGGCCCGCCGCCGGUGGGCAUGACGCCCCCGCGGGCGCCAGCCGGGCGGGCGGCCAAGGCCAUGCGGCACUGCGGGGCGCAGCAGAGGCGCCCAAGGCCGAGCCCCUCGCCCGCCCCGCGGGUCACGCGGCCGAGCCGCUGGUCGAAGCCCCGGCCACCGCGACGACCUCGCGGACGACCACGUCCCACCCGGCAACGACCACGACGGCCGCCAACAUCACCGGGCAGAGCGCCAUGGGGACAGAGGGCGAGCACGAGUCACACGUCAAGCCGGUGAACAUGAAGAAUGCCGGGCAAGCGUCGGACGUCGCGGACGUCGAGGUCGAGGAGGACCUCAAGCAGAGGAUGGUUGCGCUGGGGAAGGAGAGCCUCGACACUAUCAAGCAGAUCAAGAAGCAAGGCGAUCUGGCUCGGCAUCUUCCACUCCACAUUGCUGCGCCUGGCGACGUGGACAGCUCGGAGAAGAUCAGCGUCGCGGGGGAGGACCUGCGUGCCACGGUUCCGUCUUUCGUCCUGGGUGCCGGGUGCUGGCUGCUGCUCCCACCGCCGGUGGAUGGGGCUGUGCGGGUGGGCGACGGUGCUGAUGGUAAUGAUCUGAAUGCGAAGGCGGCCGACGCCGAGUUCUACGCGGCCGUGGAGGAGCAGCGGCAGGCUUGGCUGGACAUCCGCUGUGCUGCUCAGCCGUUUGUGCGGCUGCGCGAUCGUGUCGAUUGUGCCCUGGGCGCCCAAGAGCUUGAGGCCGUCUUCGUGCGCGAGACCGAGGAGUUCGGCCUGGCAUCGAUGUCUUUCGACUUCUGA
Messenger RNA from Prorocentrum cordatum, 831 nucleotides. Lineage: Eukaryota; Dinophyceae; Prorocentrales; Prorocentraceae. The record is from the annotation of a GenBank genome assembly.